[Torrubiella] hemipterigena is the source of this 1286-nucleotide messenger RNA. The record is from the annotation of a GenBank genome assembly. NCBI's taxonomy places the organism in Eukaryota, Fungi, Ascomycota, Sordariomycetes, Hypocreales, Clavicipitaceae.
CCUGCUGAAUGACUGAGUCACUUUCGACAUUUCAACACGAUUGACCAGCAUAACACUUUUUCUGCGCUCGUUUUAUUGACAGUUACAGUGAUUAUUAAAAAUGUCAAGAAUCAAUAUUAGUUCCGGAUCUGCAUUUGAAGCCCAGAUUGGCUAUAGCCGAGCUGUCGUGCUCGAUGAUGGCUGGAUCAUGGUGUCGGGAACGACAGGCUACAACUACGAAACUGGUGAAAUCUCACCCGAUAUUGCCGAGCAGACAGAGCAAAUCUUUCUCAACAUUGACAAGGCGCUCAAAGAAGCUGGCUCAUCCAUCAGCGACGUCGUGCGCGUAAACUACGUUCUGUCAGAUCGUGCUGAAUUCUCAAAGACGUGGCCGGUGCUCCAGAAAUGGUUUGGAGACGUUCGGCCUGCUGCGAUGAUGUACCAAGCGCCCCUGAUGAAUGAGGAAAUGAAGAUUGAACUUGAAGUUACUGCUAAGAAGGGCUGCUCGACAAAGAAAUAAGAGAUGUAAUUAUCGCGUGCAUUACUAUUAAAGCUAAGUUACGUAUAAUAAUAAAAGAAUAUAAAAGCCAUCAGGAAACAAACUUGGGGUAUCAGUAAACAAGCUUUGCAACAACAGACCCAGCAGCAAACGUGCUAGCAAUGGUGAUAAUACUAGAGACGGACAGCAGCGAGAUGCCACUGAUGCCAUGGCCCGAGGUACAGCCUCCCGCUAGUCUCGCACCCACGACCAUCAGAGCUCCUCCAAUAGUUGCCAGGACUGGCGGCACUUCAAAAGGUGUGCCGGUUGCAAAAGAAGGGAACGCCUUAACGGCAGCAAGGGCUCCGAGUCCAGCAGAAACGGCGAAAAUAACAUUUUGCAAAGACUGAGGCGAAGCCUUACCCUCGCCGCUCUUAAUCUUGGACCAGAACAAGUUGCCCAGUUCUUCAAAGGAGCCAGAUAUGCCCACCAUGGAGCGGCGUGUAAUGAGAGAGAGAAGCUGGAUGAGACCAAUUAGCAGACCACCGACUGCGCCGGACGUCUUGAUGCCGGGGAAAGGAGGCGUGUAGAUUGUCGUUGCGGCAAUGACUCCGAGAAACGCGGCUUCGAGCAGGACAAGAGUCGCGCCACGCGAAAGACCAAGUACCUGGCUGACAGUCACGGCCUGUGGCUUAAUACCGGCUGCUUCUCGCCUAUUUGCGACUGCGCGACUAACAAAUCCGGUCCAAAGGAUACCGCCAAUGACGGCGCCGUUCAGGGCGUAAAAACCCGUCUGCACGCCACCAGCCAUCUGCGCAAACAGUGUGCC